This is a messenger RNA of Oppiella nova, 1927 nucleotides long. Lineage: Eukaryota; Metazoa; Arthropoda; Arachnida; Sarcoptiformes; Oppiidae. The record is from the annotation of a GenBank genome assembly.
CAGUAAUGUAUCCAAGAAAUACAGAAUAUUCUUGACAUUGAUGAUGUGUAUCGCAUAUUUCUUGUUUGCAUUUAAUAAUUACCAAACGGGCCAAUCAUUCACAGACUUCGAGCACAUCUAUGGCCAGAGUUUUACAGUCAUUUCGUACGCCAAUACUAUUCGCGCGUUUUCCUACGCCAUCGGAGCUCUAAACGGGUUCAUAAUAAAUGCAGUGAACAAGCAACUGGUAAUAAUGGUGUAUUUUAUACUCGAGGGCUCAACUCAGAUAAUAGUGUCAUAUCUAAAGUACGUUGAGGUCCUAUACCUGGAUUACGCCAUCAAUGGCUUCGUGGCCGGAGCCCUCGAAUUGAUCACAAAUGUGUGGACAGUGGAGAUGUGGGGCCGGGAGUGCGGACCAUACGUUCAGGCGGUGCAUUGGGGCGGAAGUAUAGCCGCCAUUCUAACGCCGCAAAUCUUCGCGCCCUACACUAUGGACCCCAAACAUCCCGACACCUCUCGCAUAGAAAUCCCAUACAUUAUCUUAGGCUGCAUUUCGAUAGGUUUCGGCCUAUUUAUGGGAAGUCUGUACUUCUACGAGAAAUAUGUUCCGCGAGAAGUCAAACGAAAUCACGUGAUCGACACGAAGGAGAGUCGAGUGAUGCAGAAGUUUCGUGAGGCGAACGCCAUUGUCAUCGCUGAACUCCGGCCCUCCAUUCCCAAGCAUAUAGUCGUGGUUUUGUGCAGUUUUAUGGUGGCCAUCGCACUGACCCUGCAGUGGUCCCAGUUCAAUUACAUCAUCACAUAUGUCGAGGAUUUUAUGGUGGCCAUCGCACUGACCCUGCAGUGGUCCCAGUUCAAUUACAUCAUCACAUAUGUCGAGGAGUCCGACCUACACAUCCAGAAGGAGGUAGCCACCAAAAUGAACCAAGUAUUGGCCGCAGCCCUACUGGCCAGUCGUGGUUUUAUGACAUUUUUUGCUAGACUACCCUUCGUUACGCCUAAAAUAAUCAAUUUUGGGAGCUAUCUGUUAAUAUUGGCGGCAGAAAUACUAUACUUGAUAUUUACCAAUACUAACGAGACGGGUGUUUGGGUGGCCAAUGUUAUAUAUGGGUUAGGUUUGGGCCCAGUCAUGGCUGGUGCCUAUCAGUUGGCCGAAGAAUGUUUAUCACUCACGGACCUAAUGGGCGUACUCUUCAUAUUCAUGAGUGGUUUUGUUACAGCUAUUACACCCAUUAUAAUGGGCAAGUUUAUGGACACUAAACCCCUUACAUUGGUUUAUGUCAAUCUGUUCUUUAUCGCUCUGUAUAUUGAUUUCGCUGUCAAUGGCUUUGUUUCCGGAGGUAUAGAAUUGUGUAUAAAUAUAUGGGUGGCCGAGAUGUGGGGCAAGGAGUGCGGACCUUAUUUACAGCUCGUCCAUUGUGUGGGUAGUAUAUCGUCCAUUAUAACCCCGGAGCUAUUUGAACCGUUUCUUACGGCUGAUGAUAUAAAUAAAUGUACGGAUGACUCGGUUGCCGAUUCAUCGCACAAAUGGGCUAUUAUUUCAAAACUUUACAUUCCGUACACUGUUUUGGGCGCAAUUACUAUCUUUUUGGGUCUAAUCCUUGGAUGUCUUUAUUGUUAUAAGAAGUACAAUAAAAGGCAAAUCACUGGCGAUGUACUCAAAGAUAACAAAACCGACACAAAGACUCGGAAAACAUUGAAUAAAAUGAAUACAAUAUUCAUAACAGAAUUCAUGCCAUCAAAAGCCAUACUAAUAAUAAUAGUGAUGUGCGGUUACGUGAUAUCCAUCGCCCAGACCGUCCAAUGGGCGCAAUUCAAUUACUUGAAGUCUUUCGUCCAGUUCUUGGACUUAGGUAUCAACGAAACAAACCUAUCGUUGGUAUUGGCCGUAUCCUUCUUCGUGAGCCGAAUCAUAGCCAUUCCUGUGGCCUAUUAUCUCAGCGCUAAA